CGGCGGGAAUACAUACCAAGCGGUAUUAGGAAGCGAUGGCUGAACUGAACUGGCACAACAAGAUACUGCGGUACCGUGGCGCGUUUCUGCACGAGGAUGACCUUGGAGGGGCAGUCGCACGUGCACCGGCUGCUGUCGGGAGCAGAGCAUUGGGACGGCUCGGACGGCGAGGACGGCAUGCCCAUGUAUGACGAACAGAUCGCAGAGGUGGGCCGGCAAUGGGACACCGCGCGAGAGGAGGAGCUGAGGCAGCAGAAGGAUGUCCAGGAUCUGAACCAGAAGGUGGCCGGCGUGCGCGAGGCGAAGCUUUGGGUGGCGAAGUUCAAGCGGCCGGUGCCGUACCCGCGCUAUUCGCACUGGUCGAAGACGCAACAGCGGUUUGUCGUGGACAUGAUGCUGCGCUACUGGGCCACCGGCGUUCCGACCAACCCGCCGCCGGCGGAGGCGCAAGACGUGCAGAAACUCGUGGGAUUCAUUGAGGAGAUGCGUCAGGAGCAAGAUGAGUUCUUCACAUUCACAAGGGAGGUGAACGCCACCCAACUGGGCCGCUACAACUUCACGCACGUCCCCAUCCGGCGCUACGUGGAGAAGGCCAUGAGGACGAAGCUCCAGCGCGUCAGGGAGUACCCAGGCCACUACAGGCAGAUCGGCAUGCUGCCGCUGGCGCCACCUGCCGGCGAACCGCCGAACUUCAGUCAUCUGGGCGAGCCGCUAGAGUUGGGCGAGGUGCCCGUGUGUGUCAUACCCGACAUGACCUACUACACGGAUCUCAAAAAGCAGUGCGUGUUCUUGGAGCAGUUCUUCCCAUCUUCCCAAUGCUACCCGAAGACGCGAACCGAUGGAUGGAAGCCCCAGGAUGGCACUUUUCUGUACAAAGACCCAGAGCUGCCCGUCCCAGCGGGUGUGCCGCGGUCGUCGGCCAUCGGCCGACGGCUCCACCGUUGCUCGCACCUGCCUGACCACAGCUGCUAG
Pollicipes pollicipes is the source of this 972-nucleotide messenger RNA. RefSeq lists its product as uncharacterized. The coding region runs from base 97 to 972 and encodes 291 amino acids. Gene Ontology annotation, biological process: snRNA transcription by RNA polymerase III; positive regulation of transcription by RNA polymerase III; snRNA transcription by RNA polymerase II. Lineage: Eukaryota; Metazoa; Arthropoda; Thecostraca; Pollicipedomorpha; Pollicipedidae. The record is from RefSeq and is a predicted model, not a curated record. The transcript is spliced from 7 exons.